AGCGCUCAUUUUAUAUUUUUUUUUUUUGGAAAGGCACCUUUGGGUGCUAUCCUCUUUUCUGCUGCAGAAUAUUAAAACAAUGGCGACUGAAACGUUUAAAAAGUUAUACGAGAGCUCGAAAUUACUUGCAUCUCCCACAACUCGAGACCAGCUACCCGUGUUGGAACGUGGAUUAGACCAGAUCGAUACAGAAACGCGACGAUUAUUUGGAAAGAACAAGGCCGAUCAGGAACAAACUGCUCAAGCUCAUUUCUUUUUGGCACAGAAUGGAAUCAAUACGCAGGAUCUGGCGCAAAAGUUAAAUGCCAUGGACACGGGUCGGAUCUUUGAACCUUCAGGCAAGAUUAACGACACGGACGUGGAGAAAUAUUUGGAAAAGGCACACGAACGCAGUAUCAUUGAUGUUAUCACGGAAUACGGCCAAAACACGCAGUUUGAUUUCGAGGAAGAGGCUGAACGCGUGAUGGAAGCCAACCUGCGGAAAACUCAACGUCGUGUUUUGGAGGGAUGGGAUCACCAUCAACAUCAUCAUCAUCAUCAUCAUCAAGGUUCGAAUGUAAUCGAUGACGAUAGAUUUUUGAUGCCUGCUGCUACAUCGCCAGCUUCCCGUCAACGUGUGCUGGAUUAUGCAGCUGUUAUCUCUAAAAUGAAUGAUGCCAGAGUGGCCCGUAAAAGUUUCCCAGUUGUCGAAGAGUUUGCAAAGUUAUCCAAAUCGGUGGACUCUGAUCAGGUGCAUGAUCGCAAUUUGGAUAUUUGGAAACUAUUAUAUAGCUUGGCUGGAGAAGCCGCAUAUGACAACGGUGCCGAAUAUUCAAAAAAGAGAUAUGCACAACUGCAACCCGGCGAGCCGGUAGCAGUGAGCAUGACUCGAAAGCUCAUUGAUUCAGCAAAGAGCUGGCUCGAAAAACAGUUCACCGAAUAUAUCGACGAUGAAUUAGUACGCCAUGCAACUCAAGCCAAAGUGGGCGGUGUACCAUCACCAGCUCACCGUCUUCGGGUAUUCAUGGAUCUGAAAUUCCGAAAGGGUUCUGAAAAGUGGACAGAUUCUCGAUUUGAGAUUGUCAACGGCACGGCCAUCUGGACCUAUCUGUACCUACUUAUCCGCAGCGGCUAUGCUAAGCAAGCACUAGCAUACGUAAAGGAAAACGAGCAGCUAUUUAGUGCUGAACCACAGUUUGUUCGAUACUUUACCGAAUACAUGGAAUCGCCUGAUCGACGACUGCGAAAAGCAACACACGAUGCAGUUGUGGCUGACUAUCAGCGUCUAGAAUACGGACAACAGAACGCUGAUCCAUACAAGCUUAUCUUGUACAAGAUCAUUGGUCGUUGUGGGCUCAAUAAGAAGCGUUUGCCCGAGAUUGGCACAACUGAAGACUACAUGUGGUUACAGCUUUCACUGGUGCGCGAAUCAGUGGAUGGAGAAGCAUACGACUAUGAACGAUAUAACCUGAAUGACAUACAAAAACUCAUUUUGAGCUUCAAUCCAAAUGAGUUUGACCAAAACGGAACCAAUCCUCGAAAUUAUUUCAUGGUGCUGUUAUUGACUUUGCAAUUUGAACGGGCUGUAAACUAUCUCUACAAGAAUGAAAAGACCCGGGUAGAAGCGGUACACUUUGCGAUUGCUCUUGCCUAUCAUGGCUUAUUACGGAUCCCAGUGAACCUAUUAACAAGCAGCAUUGACCUACUGAUUGUCGAGGAUGACGAACGAGUCAGCUUUAACUUUUCCCGGCUGAUAUACCAGUACAUACGCAUCUUUGCAGCCAGCAACGAACAGAACGCACUCAACUACAUCUACCUCCUCACACUCUACUCUGAUUGGCAACGACAUGACUCUGACGAUAUGAUCACUUUAUCCCAUACAUAUAUCCAAGAGUUAGUCCUGGGAAGUAAGGAUCCCAAGGCGAUAUUGGGGGUACGAUCACCGGAACAGGGUCGUCAGCGGGGAUGGUUGGAUGCCCACAAGGAGCUGAUCGGUAUCACGAGCGAACGAGCGUUUGUUCAAGCCAUUUUGCAACCACUCGCUGAAAAGUAUGCGCAGGAAGGACGCUACUCGGAGGCCGUCUUUGUGUAUGAACUGACAGGAGACUACAAUGAAGUUGUUGACAUCCUAAACAAGCAACUGGGUGAUGCAUUACAGCAACCACGGGCAACCGACCCAGACCAAAUGUUACGCAGACGUGCAUCGGACGAAGAAAUCAUCAACCUUUCACUCAAGACGCUAGGCGACUAUGAAAAGCAGCAACAUAUCGGCGUGCUUAUCAAGGAAUCCAAGAAACACACGGUCAGAGUGCUUAUCGACUUUUUACGGAGCCGUAGUCUGUAUGAAGAAGGAUCGUUUGAACAGGCACUCCACGUGAUCCAUCAAAGUGGUGUGAUUCCUCUGCAGGAUGACUUGGGACUGGUGCAACGGACAGCCGAGCAGUUUGAACGUCUGGACGAAGGGAUCAGCAAAAAUGUGCCGGACAUGUUGCUGAUGGUGACGGAUAUGCUUUUCAAACUGUGGACCACAUUCACGGGGCCCCAGCUUGUUUCGCAGCCAGCGGCCAAAGAGACGGUUGCAAGAAUCGAGGAGAACAUUCGAGCUGUGCUGGCCUUUGUGGGCCUGAUCCAAUUCAAGAUGCCAGCAGACACGGUGACAAAACUUAACAAGGCCGAAAUGAUGAUGUCUGCGCACACACACCGCUUGUCCCAAUAAAAUUUCCAUGACGUUACCGGUUUCAACUCGUUUGAACGUGAUUGGCCACGAUCCAAGCCAACAUUGCCCGGCCCGUCUCAUUGAGUCAGAGAGCACACACACACACACAUCCAAAUUGAGAAAUAAAGAAUAUAUAAAUAGAAAGUCUUUUCAAGUUACCCCGCCCUCAAUUCUUUUCU
This is a messenger RNA of Zychaea mexicana, 2874 nucleotides long. RefSeq names its product Nup93/Nic96-domain-containing protein. Bases 80 to 2695 code for a protein of 871 amino acids. Gene Ontology annotation, molecular function: structural constituent of nuclear pore. Gene Ontology annotation, cellular component: nuclear pore. Gene Ontology annotation, biological process: poly(A)+ mRNA export from nucleus; protein import into nucleus. The record is from RefSeq and is a predicted model, not a curated record. NCBI's taxonomy places the organism in Eukaryota, Fungi, Mucoromycota, Mucoromycetes, Mucorales, Lichtheimiaceae. The transcript is spliced from 15 exons.